CAGCACACACCGCCAGGGAGAGCACGGCGGAGCUGGAGUCAGAGCCGGGAGCGAAAAUGUGAAGGUGGAAUCCGACUGAGCAGUAUUGUGUUGUCAUUGGCGUCUGUUUCUUGGGAAAGACACAAGCGAUACUCCCACACAGCAACAACAGGAUCUUUGUUUGGAAUUUACAACCACUGGAAAUAUCCUGCUUUAAUUUUAAUUUCUCCUUCUUCUUCUUUUUUUUUUUUUCUCAACAUCUUCUUUCUCACAAAUUGACUGGAGGCAGUGUUGUGGAGAUGUACUGAGUGAGGAGCAUUAUUUACAUUCACUGGGUAUCCUUAUUAUCUGUACAUUUGGAAAGGAGCAAACUGCUCCGUGAAGAUUCCUCUGUGCUUUAUGGGAUUAUUCUCGACGGAGCCGCUUUGUUUUAGAUAAAAACACAUUGGGCAUCAUGAGCACCAGUGCCUCCUUUCAUCAAGGCUCAACAAGCAGCGAGAGGACGUCUGGAGCAAUCCGUUGCCAACGAUGUCGGGAAAUGUGCAAAGGAGAGGUGGUACGAGUUCAGGAGACCCACUUUCACGUCAAGUGUUUCACCUGCACCGUGUGUAACUGUGAUUUGGCUCGGUCGGGCUUCUUCCAGAAGAAGGGAGAAUACAUCUGUACAGCAGACUAUCAGCGCCUGUAUGGUACACGCUGCGACCGCUGUGACACCUUCAUCACAGGAGAGGUGGUCUCAGCUCUGGGACGUACUUACCACCCCAAGUGCUUCGUCUGCAGCGUCUGCAGUAAACCCUUCCCCAUUGGAGACAGAGUGACGUUCAGUGGAAAGGACUGCGUGUGCCAGCAGUGCUCGCACACACUCGUCAAACCAAAUGAACCGAUUAAGAUCCACGGGCCCAGCCACUGUGCAGGAUGUGGAGCUGAGAUCAAGCAGGGUCAGUCUCUCCUGGCUUUGGAGAAACAGUGGCAUGUCAGCUGCUUCAGAUGUCGGACCUGCAACAUGGUUCUCACCGGCGAGUACAUCAGCAAGGAUGGAGUGCCAUACUGUGAGGCAGAUUACCACGCCCAGUACGGGGUGAAAUGUGAGACCUGCAGCAGAUACAUCAGUGGAAGAGUCCUGGAGGCUGGGGGGAAACACUACCAUCCAACCUGUGCCCGCUGCGCCCGCUGUAACAUGAUGUUCAAAGAGGGAGAGGAAAUGUACUUGACAGGCUGCGAGGUGUGGCACCCAUUAUGCAAGCAGGCGGCGAGGGCGGAGAGGAGACUCAGGCACAGACGUCUGUCCGAGACUUCCAUUUCUCCACCAGGUUCCUCCAUCGGUUCUCCCAGUAGAGUUAUAUGUGCCAGAGUGGAGAAUGAGAUCCUAGAUUAUAAGGACCUAGCUGCCCUGCCAAAGAUCAAGGCCAUAUACGAGGUCCAACAGCCAGACCUCAUAUCCUCCUCAUACCAGCCCUACCACAGAUACACCUCUGAUGACAGGCUAGACACUUACAGCUAUGGGGAGUCACUUGGGACGCUCUCUCCCUAUUCUCAGGACUAUGACAGCCUGGAUAUCAAACAGAGGCGGUGCUCCAGUCCAGGUUAUAUCGACUCACCAACGUUCAGUCGUCAGGGCAUGUCACCCAUCAUGCCUCGCUCUCCUCAACACUAUGGCUACCCAGGCUCUGAGAGCGGCAGGAGCUCACCUUAUUACGGCCAAGAAGGGCGGUCAAGCACACCCACCACAAACCAGCCCCCUAAACAUUUUCAUGUACCAGCCACAGGAGAUCCCAACAUCUACAGGAAGCCUCCCAUCUAUAAGAGAACGGCCACUAAAAGCAGGACUAGUGAGGACAUACUCAGAUCCUCCAGACUUUCCACAUAUUCUCCUGAGCCAUACACCCAGUCGGAGUCUGACUACUACCCAUACACAAGCUCCCCCAAAGCCUAUCGAGCACCAAGAAGACGGUUCUCGACAGGAGGAGAUGAAGAGGGUUGGAGUCACAGUCUUCAAAGAAUUGGGAGUGGCAUCGGUAGGAUGAUCCUAAAGGAGGAGAUGAAAGCCAGAUCUGGUUCCUAUGACAACGACCCCUGGGGCAGUGCGAGGAAUUCUCGUAGCGGGAGCAAGGAAACACUCAACACUACAGGCUACGGUACCACAGCGUACAACAACACUGUCAACGGAUCUCCUCGAUCUCAGUACAGCACGGAAAGUGAUUUUGUUCUCAAGUCAGCAUCACUACCAGGAUAUGGACGCAAUGGCCUUCAGAGGCCUCAGAGUGCCGACUGCUACCAGUACCAGUACGACAGUGGUACCGAGGUCAACUGGGGAAACAAAGCUGAAUACAAGAUUUACCCUUAUGAAACACUCAUUGUUACCACCAGAGGGCGCAACAGGCUGCCCAAAGAUGUAGACAGAGCCAGACUGGAGCGUCACCUGUCCUCGGAGGAGUUUGUCCAAGUGUUUGGCAUGACCAUGGAGGACUUCGACCGUCUGGCUUUGUGGAAGAGGAACGAGCUGAAGAAACAGGCACGACUCUUUUAAUAAGUGUACGGAUGUCUGUCAAGUACCGCCAUAAACAGAGCGAGAGACUGGACAGACUGGGGGAGAGGAAGGAAAGACAGAUACAGGACUUCCACUGAGUUUCACUGCCAUGGCUGAGAACCUGUUCUAGAUCUCCUCAUACUAUGAACCAAAUUCUGGUCACACCAGCGUGGACUUCUGGGACACGGGAGGAAAACCACAGACACAUUAUGCACAGAUGGACGGAUGAACUGUUACAUGGUUACCAGUGCAGCUGUGGCUGUGUGAUGGAGUGGUGUGUAAGCAAUAGAGACUGUAGUGGUGGUUGCCAUGUACAGUAGUGUUGUGCUUUUCUUAAGCCUAAAGGAUGGAAGAAGACAGGAUUGUGCCCCUUAUAAGGCAACACAGGGCGGGGGUGUCUGUGAACAAAGAAGCAGUACUGAAACAUAUGGAGGAGAUUUUUGGCUUUGCCUUAUUUGUUAUGCUCUCUUAGUUAUGAGUGUGCAGCACCAGCAAUCUGAAUGAGUAGAAUGUAGAUACAGCAUAUGAUUUAUGACACUUUAUUAGAGUGAAUGCUUAGUAUGAGAUGAGCGCGUGGCUGAGAAUCACUUUGCUUUGAUUUAUAAAGAUGCAUUUUUUUUUUUACCUUUUUUUUUUUUGCUCUUACACACAAAAACUGUGUUCUCUCUUCUCUAGUUUACAUCAGUACAGAACAAAACAAGCAAUCUGACAUGGACAAGACUUUUUUUUUUCUAAAUCGUAUGUAUGACCUGCAUUGAUUUGUAUGAAAAUGAAAACCAAAGUGAGGAUGCAAAGAUACAGAUUAAGCAGAUCCAAGUAAUGUUCCGAUUUAAAAGGGGAUGGUCACCGAUAGAUGCAGUUCACUGUGCAGCUGUGCAGAAUGUGCAAUCCAGUAACGCAUCGAGGACAACACCUAGCGAGUCCUCGUAUUCCACGUUUUUUCCUGCUCAUUGCAAUAGGACGAUGACUAAAUGUCUUAGAAUGCACACACAGAUGUAGUCAUCCAUGCAUUCACAUUCACUGUUGCUAAAUCGUUUUAGAAUGAUGACUCAAUAAUUUUGUAGCUACAGAGAUUAUUUUCACUCACAAUAAAAAUUUGCUCUGUAAGGUAUGUAACAAACUGAAGAUCCAGGGCUGUUGAAGACUUUUUUUGAAUACUGUUAUUUUUGAUUUUGUCACUAAAAAAUAAACUUGAAAACAAAGCAAA
Sphaeramia orbicularis (orbiculate cardinalfish) is the source of this 3713-nucleotide messenger RNA. RefSeq names its product actin binding LIM protein family, member 3 (gene ablim3). Bases 434 to 2506 code for a protein of 690 amino acids. The record is from RefSeq and is a predicted model, not a curated record. The transcript has 23 exons. Gene Ontology annotation, molecular function: actin filament binding. NCBI's taxonomy places the organism in Eukaryota, Metazoa, Chordata, Actinopteri, Kurtiformes, Apogonidae. Gene Ontology annotation, cellular component: stress fiber; actin cytoskeleton. Gene Ontology annotation, biological process: lamellipodium assembly; cytoskeleton organization; cilium assembly.